Styela clava is the source of this 1797-nucleotide messenger RNA. The record is from RefSeq and is a predicted model, not a curated record. NCBI's taxonomy places the organism in Eukaryota, Metazoa, Chordata, Ascidiacea, Stolidobranchia, Styelidae.
AUGAAUGAAUGCAGUUCAACUUUCUGGACUGAUUCCACAGCCGUACUUCAAAGUAUAAGAAAUUCGAAGAAACGAUUCUCCACAUUUGUUGCUAAUCGUUUAGCAAAAAUUGAUAGAAAUACUGAUGUAUCACAGUGGCGCCAUGUUCCAACGAAGAUGAAUCCAGCUGAUGAUGCUUCGCGUGGUCUUAGAGUUGAUGCAUAUUUAAAGUCAGGACGAUGGAUCAAUGGGCCCGAGUUUUUGCGUCUUUCUGAAGACAAGUGGCCAAAGAUGCCGGACUGUUUUCCUGAUCCACCGUCUGAAUUUUGUCCAAAGCCAGUUCCAGAAAUAAAGUCGGCAUUUGUAAUAAAGGAAGAGUCUUCUGUCAUGGACAGGUUCAUAGGAUUCUUUUCUACAUUCUACCGUUUGAAGAAAGCAACUUGUUGGCUCAUACGAUUCAAGAAAUAUUUGUGUUCUCAUAAGAAGUCAAUAGACAAGCUUACUGAACUGCCAGCAAGACUGACUGUGCAGGAACUGAGCUAUGCUGAAAGAGUUAUUAUUGAAUAUGUUCAAAGACAAAGCUUUCGUGAAGAAAUGAAAUGUAUAUUAAAUGGUAAAUUUAUCAGUAAAGGUGAUUGCUCUCGCCGGAUGUUGAAACUUAAUCCUGUUCUAGAAGAUGGUUUGAUGAAAGUAGGAGGACGCUUGGAAAAUGCACCAAUUAUGCAUUCAUCAAAGCAUCCCAUCAUAUUGCCUCAUAUCACAUCUUACGGAUCUAGUCAUCAGGGAUCAUCACAACAAAGUGGAGUUGCAGUAAGAAGGGUCAUCGGAAAUUGUGUUUCUUGUCGAAAGCGAAAUGCCCGCCCUGGAAAACAAUUUAUGGCAGAUCUACCUUCCUGUCGACUGAAAUCGGAUGAACCAGUGUUCAGUCAUGUUGGUGUUGAUCUAUUUGGACAUUUUCUUGUUCGACAGGGAAGGAGUGAUGUGAAAAGAUGGGGUUGUGUGUUCUCGUGUAUGACAACUCGUGCUGUUCACAUCGAGGUGGUAAAUAGUUUGUCUGCUGAUUCUUUCAUAUGUGCACUCCGACGAUUUAUUGCUCGAAGGGGUCAUUGUACUCAUAUAUAUUCGGACAAUGCUGGUAAUUUUGUAUUGGCAGAGAAAAUACUUGAAAAUUCCUUGAAGAUAUGGAAUGAUUCUCAAAUUCAUGGAUACUUACGUCAAAAGGGGAUAACAUGGCAUAAAUCACCGCCUACAGGUUCAAAUCAUGGAGGUGCAUGGGAACGAAUGAUUCGGUCAAUUCGUCGAAUUUUCAAUGCUGUUACUCAGGGUCAAACUAUGACAGAUGAAGUUUUUAGGACCGCCUUGAUCGAGUGUGAAUCAUGCUUGAACAGUCGUCCAAUAAUUCCUGUAACAUUUGACCCACGGGAUGAAGAGCCUUUAACGCCGAAUCACUUGUUAUUACUUCGGUCAAAUCAAAAUGUGCCUCCUGGAGUUUUUGACAAGAAUGAUUGCUAUGUUAAACGUCGAUGGGCACAAUCUCAAUAUCUCGCAAAUGAAUUUUGGAGAAGAUGGAUUCGAGAGUAUCUGCCUACGAUUAUUGAGCGACACAAGUGGUUUCAGAAAGAGAGAAAUUUCAAGAAAGAAGAUGUUGUCCUGGUGGUAGACGAUUCUCAACCUCGAUCAAGAUGGGCAAUGGGAAGAAUCGUGGAUGUGUAUCCAGACAAGAAGGGACUGAUACGAACAGUGCUUGUUAAAAUUCGUAAUAGCUUGGUAAAGCGUCCCAUCACCAAGCUAGUUCUUGUUGUUGAAGGCACUAAAUGA